This is a messenger RNA of Bipolaris oryzae ATCC 44560, 2079 nucleotides long. RefSeq lists its product as uncharacterized. NCBI's taxonomy places the organism in Eukaryota, Fungi, Ascomycota, Dothideomycetes, Pleosporales, Pleosporaceae. Gene Ontology annotation, molecular function: monoatomic ion channel activity. The coding region runs from base 1 to 2079 and encodes 692 amino acids. Gene Ontology annotation, biological process: transmembrane transport; monoatomic ion transport. The transcript is spliced from 15 exons. The record is from RefSeq and is a predicted model, not a curated record. Gene Ontology annotation, cellular component: membrane.
AUGCAUCGAGAAACAGACAUCUCGGUACCCCCUACGCCAACAUGGCCAGCCAGCGAUAUAAGCAUGCCCCAGAUAAACGGCAAUGAAGAUUUCGGGAGCUUGGUAGACGAGUUAUGCCAAUUCUUUGAGCACAACAUUAAGUUACCGCAUGCUUUCGAAGACCUGCGUCGAUCGCAGGAAGGUCAUGCCGUCAAGGUUCUCGUCCAACACCUUUCUGACCGAGUCGAGCAUCCAGCCCUAAUUUCGGCCCUGAUGGCUUUGAAAGGGCACUUUUCGGCCCUGGAGGAAACCAGCGACGAACCGGGGGUCAACGAAGCCCGCGGAUACGCAUGUGAAUAUGUUGCAUGGCAGUUUUUGACAAAUCUGAAGGAAGCAGAAAUUAUAGAGUACCUUUUGGUUGAACUACCUCCUGCAUCAGCCUCGAAUAGCCCGGAAACAGCGGGUGGCCAGCAAGAUCGCCAGAACGGAGCUGGCAGUUCGGGCCCAAAUGAGCGCUCGCCUCUUCUGCCGACUUCGAAUGGUGAUUACUUUAACCACAAUGGUUCCGCCCUGACCCGGUUUGGGUCGAUGAUGUCGCAAUGUGAAAAUCUCAGUGCUCUAGAACUUGCCGCCGUAUCCGGUGCCAAAAAGUUCCUUUCUCAGAAACCGAUCCAGAAGAUCAUAAACGGCUUGUGGAAGGGCGACAUCGUCUUCUGGGAGACCCUUAGCUUGCACUCAGAGAAGAAGCCCAGGAGAUACAACCGGAAACAAGCCGAUCCGUUCUCCCGUCUACGUGUACCCAUGUAUCUCAAAGUCUUCGAGACAUUGUUCUUCGCCGCCUUUUUGGCACUCUAUUAUGCGGUACUGGUGAGGCGCGACAAUACUCGCAUCACUGUUCCUGAGCUAUUACUCUAUGUGUGGAUUGCCAGCUUUGCUUAUGAUGAGUUUGCAGAUUGGAUCGAUGCGGGGCAAACAUCAUUUUAUGCUUCGGACUUUUGGUGGACGUGGGAUAUAAGUAUAGUGGUUGUUGGCUUUGUAUUCUGCGUGAUGAGAGUUGUUGGUUUGGCGACGGGCCAUGCUGCGACGAUUGAUCAGGCAUACGAUGUACUUGGACUGGAGGCGCUCUUCCUAGUACCACGCAUAUUCUCCCUGCUGAGUCUCAAUCGUUAUUUUGGAACUCUGAUCCCCUGUCUAAAAGAGAUGACAAAGGACUUUGUCAAGUUUUUAUCACUAGUUGUUAUCUUGUACCUAGGUUUCUUGACUACCUUUGUGUUGCUGGCUCGCGAUAGCAGGUUCAAUGCGAAACAGAUGUGUUGGAUCUUAGUCAAAGUGUUCUUUGGAUCGAGCUAUCUAGGAUUCGAUGUUGCUGAAGAGAUUUCGCCGUUAUUUGGGCCUCCGGUCAUGCUAAUUUUUGUCACUUUGACAAACAUUCUCCUCAUCACAAGCUUGAUAUCGCUUUUAAGUAAUUCAUUGAGCAAGGUCUUGGACCAUGCCCGAGAUGAAUACUCGUUUGUUGUCAUUGUGUGGGCGCUAUGCCGUUGUUGCCCUGCCUGCGAGCCUUGUUCUGCCGCUCAGGCUUUCUCGACACAGCAGCACUGCAAACCCAUGUGGGCCCUCGACGAAGCUACUCGCACACUCGGCUUCCCCGUCGCAAGGCUGACCGGCUUCCAGAAUCUCAUUCCGCUAGUCAUCCGGCCGUUGCGGCUCAUUUUACCCUCUGAACGACUGAGGAGUGUCCGGAUCGUCAUGCUCAAGGCGACACAUCUGCCCCAUGUGCUUGUGAUCUGGGCCUUUGAGAAGCUGUGCAAUCCUCACAGCGGUAAGGCCAAGAUGACGACAUUUAGCGGUCCCCAGUCACCUGCGCCGUCCAAAAGAGCCCCUCGGUUGGCUGUGAAUUCGCCGCGCUUGCUAAUGGCGAGCUUCCCCAAUUCUAUGGGAAGGGCUCAACACGCAAUUCGGCCUCAGACUCGCACGGGGUUGCCGGAAUCAGAUGCUCAGUUGAGAACACUAGUUGCCAAGUUAUCCACCCAGGUAGAAGAACUUACUGCGAUGGUGUCGCAGCUCCGGGAGGACCGCGAAGCGAGCACAUCGGCCGCGUGA